CCGCCCAGCUGAGGCGACAGGACGCGCCGACCGCCGUCCCAGGCCCGACCGACCAGUGCCGCGCGACCUCACCAAUCCGCGACACGUGCUGACGUGCGGGUGACGUGUGGGUGGUGUUUGUGACGCGCUGGUGACGUUUGUGGAGCGGUGAUGACGUUUGUGGCGCUGGUGACGCUGGUAAAGUGGUGAAGGACGCGGAUGAAGGUCGGACUGUGUGUUCGUGGAACUGCAGGGACAGAAUGAUAAGGAGAAAGGAUGCCGCUCAGAACCUGGGAAGGUUGAGAAGACAUCUCACGACGCGAGGUCCCGACGUGUUCUGUCCGAAUUAGCUCAGCCGAGCGUUCUGCGCGCUCCCCCACGGGAGACAGAAGACGACAGCUGUGAUCGUGGGCAUGGACCUACCGCAAUGGAGGUAGAAGCGGUUCGCGGAAAGAACGCCUCCCUCGAGUCCGUCCUGAGGCAAAUGCGCGAUGUGGCGGAGCGGAAAAAGGAGCUGGAGCGUCAGCAGCGGGAGGUGCAGGACCGGCUGAAGGACAGGGAGGCGGCCCUGCUGCAGUCCUCGGCUGGCGACCGACAGGCCAGCGCAGACGCCGUCCAGGCGCUAAAGAGCACGCUCCGGGAACUGGAGAAGAAGGCAGAAGUGCAGUCGCUGCGCCAUGAAGAGCUCGUACUGGAAAUGGCCGCCAUCAAGAAACAGAGCAAGACGAAGAACUGGAUAGACGCCAGCCCCGAGGGCACCGUCACACCAGACUCGUUCCUGCUGUUCAACGGCAGCACGGCACGAUCCAGCCCGCUGGGAACGGCCGUCACCCCCGCCAGUCUGGAGGGACUCAACGACCCCCCGCCGGCCGCCGAGUGGACCGGCCGGCCGAGCGACAUUCAGCUACCAGCGCCGCCCUCCAGCCGCUCGCCGGCCUGCUCCGUCGCGUCCACCAUCGACCUCGACGGCAUCAUGGCCAAAAUCGAAAACGACAACAAGAUACUGGCCGAGCUCGACAAAAACCGCUCCAACAUCGGCCUGAGCACCAGUUCUUCAAUAGCUGCCACCAGCAAGUUUAACUCCACGAUUCCGACGACUUUCUCGACCUCGCGGGGGGUGUCUAUCGGCGGAGCCAGGCCGGUGAACCGUGUGGGAACGACUCUGGGUCAAGUGACGGGUCAGCUGACAGCCAGCCACCCCUCCGUCAUCCCCAGUCAGCCGGGGCUGGUCAGCCAGCCCGGGGUGCACAACCACUCUGGGCUCCACCAGUCAGGCGCUCUCAGUCAGGCCGGCCUGGCCGCCCCGACAGUGCUGUCUGGGCAGCCGGGAGUGCUCCCCGCCGCGCCGGCGGUCCCCGCGCCGCAGUCCGUGCUGCUGAACAGUGUCGGAGUGCCGGGUCACGGCGGAGUGACGGCCGCCGGCGGAUCGCUGCUGGGCGGCCACUCGGCGCUGCCGGCCCUCCCCGCCGCCAGCCAGCCCCCGCUGCUCAGCCAGCCGGCGCUGCUGCGGACACACAUCAGCGAGCAGCCGAGUCUGUUGACGGCGCACAUCAGCCGGCCGCUGACGUCCGCCGCGCCAGCGACCGGCGCCCUGUUCCAGGGGCGGCCCGGAGCCGGACUGUCAGCGCUCCACCCGACAGGUCGACUGGACGGCGUAAACGGCGCACCGGCCGCCACUCUGCUGGGCACAAACGCGGCGCACCUGGCCGCCAGCGCGGCGGCCGUGGCGCAGCACCCAGCCGCGCUGCCGACGUCCAUCAUCGAUGUGCUGGAGGUGCCGGGCAAGGGCAAAUGUCAGGUGCACGUGGCCAGGUUCUCCUACGACCCGUUCCAGCACUCGCCGAACGAGGCGCCCGAGCUGGAGCUGCGCCUCAAGGCCGGCGACGCCGUGCUCGUCUGGGGCAGUAUGGACGAGGACGGCUUCCUGGACGGCGAGACGCUGGACGGCCGGCGCGGCCUGGUGCCCUCUAACUACGUCACCAAGCUGGUGGGCGCCGACCUGCUGGCCUUCCACCGCCGGCUCACAGAGCAGCUGGCCGGCAGGACGGCCGCCGACGCGGCCAGCAGCGCCAAACGCGCCGCCGCCGCGCUCAGGAGGGCCGAGGAGCGCGGCGGCGAGGAGGCGGCACUACGACACCGGCUGGAUGACUCGCGGGUCGGAGGGCAGCCGCACGUCGGCUUCGACCUUGACCCGGGCGUGCUGAGUGACGAGGCGGAGCGCGACUUCCGCGUGGACCCGACACUGCCGGCCGUGCCGGCGCCCCGUCAGCUGACGCUGGAGCGGCAGCUGCACAAGUCCGUGCUGCUCGGAUGGACCCCGGCUGACUCCGGAUCGGGAGAGGUCAUCGAAUGCUACCACGUGUUCGUGGACGGCCUGCUGCGGUGCACGGUCAGCGCCGGCGAACAGUGCCGCGCCCUCCUCGAGGGCGUCGACCUGACCCGGCGGCACCGUCUGACGGUGCGCUCCGUGACGCCGGACGGCCGCACCUCGGCGGCAGCUGCCUGCACGCUGGUCAUCGGCCGUGACGUGGCGCCGGCGCCGACGGCCGUGCGCGCCACGCACGUCACGGCCACGUCGGCCAUCAUCGGCUGGCUGCCGAGCAACAGCAACUGCCACCACACGGUGUGCGUGAACCGGGUGGAGGUGCGCACCGUGGCGCCGGGCGUGCACCGGCACACCAUCACAGGUCUGUCACCGAACACGGUGUACCGUGUGACGGUGAAGGUGAAGAACAUGGUGCCUCACCACCUGAGUAACGGCGACAUCAACUACAGACAGCGACUGGAGACGCACAUCGAGUUUAGGACGCUGGCCAAAGGUGUUCCGGAGCCUCCGGUCGGAGUCCAGGUCGAGAUGGGCCCCCAGGAGGGCUGCAUCCUGGUCACCUGGCUGCCAGUGACCAUCAGUACCAGCUCGGGCACCAGUAACGGCCUGCCAGUCACCGGGUAUGCCGUGUACGCCGACGGACAAAAGGUCACCGAGCUCAACUCGCCCACAGGUGAUCACGCCGUCGUUGAUCUGAAGAUCAUUCGAGGCUUCCAGCCGCGUCAGGUGACGGUGCGCACCAAGUCACGUGACCUGGUGUCAGCUGACUCGGUGCCGUGCCUCAUCCCGCAUGCAGCCAACGGAAGGGUGCCCGGUGCCGGUACCCUGAGGAGUCGCUCCCUGGACCGGGACAUCAUACCGCCCCUGGCUCAGUCGUCCAGCCAGCGUCAGCAAAGGGUGCUGGAUACUGAGAACGACUUCAGCGACAGGGAGGCAGAGCUCGACAAGUUCGCCUCCUACAAAGGUUACGGUGACGACCUCAGCAGCCGGCACCACACGUUCAACGGGCCGGGCGGGAGGGACCACCAUUACGACAUCCACGCUCCGUGGAGUGACGAGCGGCGCCCGGCGGUUGUGGCGCGAACCCCGGCGGGACCGGCCUCCCACCAGCGCGGCCCGACCCACCACCGGGCCGAGCCCUGCCCGGAGACCGGCUACGGCCGCGACGGGCGACUGCGGUCCAACGGCACUGCAGCUGUGAGCCACGACACGCCCACCGCUAUCGCUGUAGGUCUCCAGCGGAGCGGCGGCGGCGCGGAGCGACACACCGCCCCCCGGGACCAGCGGAUGCGGGUGUUCGUGGCGCUGUUCGACUACGACCCGGUCAACAUGUCGCCCAACGUGGACAGCCACCACGACGAGCUGGCCUUCCGAGAGGGCCAGCUCAUCAAGGUGUACGGUGACAAGGACGCUGACGGCUUCUACUGGGGCGAGGCGUCCGGCCGGGCCGGCUACGUGCCCUGUAACAUGGUGACCGAGGUGCAGCUGGGUGAGGAGAGGACCGCCGCCGCGUCCCACGGACACCACCCGACCAGGGACGAGGACGCGUACGGAUAUCGCCAGUCAGGAUCUCGUCCUCCCCGGGUCCCUCCGAGGCAAUGGGACGACCGAAGGGAGCAAGGAAGAAACUGGGACGAUAGGAGGGACCAGGGAAGAAACUGGGACGAUAGGAGAGAACAGGGAAGAAAUUGGGACGAUCGCAGAGAACAGGGAAGAAACUGGGAUGACCGAAGGGACCAAGGACGGAACUGGGACGACCGGAGAGACCAGAGCAGGAGCUGGGAUGACCGGAGGGAGGGUGGCCGCCACUACGACGACAGAAGGGAGGCGGGUCGGCACUGGGACGACCGCCGGGAGUCGGCCCAUCCCCGCCACUGGGACGAGGGCAGAGGGGGCGGCGAGGCGCGCCACUGGGACGGCCCGCCGUCGGGCGCCGCGGCGGGCCGUCAGCGCAGGUCGUGGGACGACGGAGCGACUCCGUCCGGACCCGUGCGCCGCAUGGUGGCGCUCUACGACUACGACCCGCGCCACCUGUCGCCCAAUGUGGACGCAGAGAUGGAGCUGUCGUUUUGCACGGGGGACAUCAUCCAGGUGUACGGCGACAUGGACGACGACGGCUUCUACAUCGGCGAGAUCGGAGGCGUGCGGGGACUGGUGCCCUCCAAUUUCCUCACCGACGCCCCGCCACAGGGUCAGGGUCAGGAUCGUCGGGCGGUCUCGGGCGGGGCCUCGCCGGGUCCCGGCCAGCUGGGUCCGCCCCUGCCGCCCAGGCACAGAGGCGACUCCAGGGACCGCCGGAAAGAUGACGGCAGCUCCGGAGCCAGAGGUCAGGACGCCGACAGUCGCCAGCCACGCCGCUGGUAGUUGACAGGCUCAAUGUCCGUUCAACCCUCGCCGUUCUAAGCGACAAGGACUUGUGCGACUACCGUGCUGACGCCGGAGAACGAGCGGCGCACACCGCAGCAGCCCGUGCUGGGUGGGCGUUACUUCAGCGCCAGCUCAGCCGGGCUCUGCGGGACCGGAGGGGGACGAGCGAGGAUGACGGUGGUCGGGUGCCGGUCAGUGGUGCUGGGAUGGGGGCCAGCAGUGGUGAUCACCAGACCCAGCACCAGGGGCAACACUGGUGAUACCAGCAGUGGCAGGGUGAGGUUCCGCACUGACGGGAACGAAUCAGGCGCCGUCACAACGGUCAUCGGAUAGGGUGCUAAGGACUGGCGUAGCAAGUAACCAUCGAAUCCAGAAAUGAGUGAAAGUGGUUAGAAGACGCUUGAAUGAAACGAUGAUGUGACGUUGAAGAGUCUGUAUAUUACAGCGCAGUGCGUGGACGAGUGGAGCUGAAUGCAUUAUAGCGGGUACGGCCACUUUCGAUAUUGUGCAUAUUGUUGUCAUUUAUUGCCUUCUCUUUAAUGUUGUCAUCUCAUCGCCAUUUUGUCAUUGAGUGCACGGUUCUGUGGCUGGUACGCCAUAGCGCGACGUUCGACCGUUUCCCGUUACCGGCCGUUAUAGCCGACACUUCUGACCGCUCAGCAGCUCCCCUGUGAUCAGCUGUCAGCAGUCAGCGCAGCUCAGCUGUCAGCGCAGCUCAGCACUCAGCAUCCUCAGCUGUGGAGCUCAGACGCUGCGCCCGGACCGCGCUAUUUCCCCGUCAGGGACAAUCGCUCACUCUCAGAGGUGGUCCCUCGCCGGCACUGGGUCCCGAUCGGGACACAGUGUCCGCUCCGGCCGCCGCCGCUGGGACAGUACAGGGUACAUCUGGGUGUCACUCGCCUCUCGUGUGGCCGGGGAGCUCUCACAGCCCCGGCGCGGGCCAUCUUUUCUCUCUCUGGACGCUCGCUCCGACAGAGCGCUCCUGCGGCGGUCAGCGCGCGCUCCGUUUGCCGGUACCGUUCGUGCCAAGCGCCUCUCCCAGCCAGGGGUGCUCUGCGUUCACCGAGGGUGGUUUUGUGAUAAUGGCUGGUGAUGAGCCGGUGCCGCCGCGGCCCUCCGGCCGCCUGCAGCUCCCUGGUGCUCAGUCAGUUUGUUUCUCGACGUGUCAGUCAUUUGGGCAGCGUGCGUGGUUGAAUGCCCGUCGAUAUUGUUACUCCUUUAUUUGUGUGUAAUGCGUCAAAAAAUAUAAUACAAUGGU
Amphibalanus amphitrite is the source of this 5930-nucleotide messenger RNA. Its product is annotated as peripheral-type benzodiazepine receptor-associated protein 1-like. NCBI's taxonomy places the organism in Eukaryota, Metazoa, Arthropoda, Thecostraca, Balanomorpha, Balanidae. Gene Ontology annotation, molecular function: protein binding. Gene Ontology annotation, biological process: neuromuscular synaptic transmission. The record is from RefSeq and is a predicted model, not a curated record. The transcript is spliced from 24 exons. The coding region runs from base 407 to 4669 and encodes 1420 amino acids.